Molecule: messenger RNA, 366 nt
Organism: Sphaeroforma arctica JP610
Lineage: Eukaryota; Ichthyosporea; Ichthyophonida
Exons: 1
Source: RefSeq, a predicted model, not a curated record
ACCCGUGUCGCCGCGGCUGAGAUGGACACCUACCAGGACAUCCCCGAGUGCACUGUGGUGUACUUCCCUCAGCUGGGCUAUUUACUGGCUAUCCCGCGACCCGCCCACGAACAAACCAAUACAGACCCCAGUACCACUACAACCAACACACAGACUCGUACGGCAGGGUAUGCGACUGGUACUGAACAUUUAACCAGGAACUCGGAUGCGAGGAAACACGACCGUUCGGCUACGCUCCGACGCAGCAGUCGUGUGUAUACGAAUCGUACGCCACAUCAUACGUCGGCGUCACAGUCCAACAUCCGACCUAGUGUGAACGAAAGAUACGAUUAUACUACUACGGAGGACUCAAUAGUGGAACCGAUA